Molecule: messenger RNA, 1080 nt
Organism: Coffea arabica (coffee)
Lineage: Eukaryota; Viridiplantae; Streptophyta; Magnoliopsida; Gentianales; Rubiaceae
Source: RefSeq, a predicted model, not a curated record
AUGCGAAGGUUUUGGGAAUUUUUACGAGAAGAGAGAUGGGACUAUCCGGCUUUGGCAUCGUUGCUCGCAGUGAUAGGGGACGCGGCCCAGGGAUCCUUCUUCUGUUUUGGCUCGGAUCCAGAUACCCUAAUUUGGUUAGGGGACCCUUCGGGGGUUUUCUCGACUAGGUCGGCAUAUCAACUUGUUCGCCCGGCUAGGGCCUGCUCCUGGGCCUUUUCCUUCUUUUGGCAGUCCUCCAUCCUACGUAAAUUGUCUUUCUUCAUGUGGCGUUUAGUGAAUGGCCAACUGCUGAUGGACAACAUGCUCGAAAAAUUUCAAGUUUAUGGUCCCUCUAAAUGUCACUGCUGUGUGCCUGCCCAGUUAGAGACGAUGGAACAUGUUUUCUCAACUGGGCAGUUAGCCACUAAGACAUGGGCGUUCUUUGAGUAUUCCCUUGGAAUAUCGGCAUCGGCUGCCACGGUUAGAUCCCGGUGCGCCCCUUGGUGGUUAUUCCUCCUGAAAGGAAAGGCGCUAUGCUGGUUAAUGCGUAUUCUCCCGAUUCUAAUCUUAUGGUUUCUAUGGUGGGUCAGGAAUAUGUCCAGGUUCGAGGGUCGCAAGAUUGCCGGCUCUCAAAUUCGAGCUCUUAUCGUACAUGAAGUGAGAAUGCUAAUCAGAGCCCAUUUUUCGGGUAUUAUGGUGCCUUGUCAAUGGGAGGAACUUCUUGAGGCCCUGACUGUGGUUCAGAGGGCUUUAACUGCAACGGCGGUCAGGUGGAUUUUCCCUCCGGCGGGCUACUUUAAGUUAAACACUGAUGGUUGUGCUACGGAUCGUGGUAGCGGGGGCUGUGGGGUGAUUAGGGAUUCGUGCGGGAGGCUUAUUGUAGCCUUUGCGGAUUCCUUUGGUUGUGUGGACUCUUUGCAGGCGGAGGCACGCGCUCUCCUCUUAGGGCUUCAAUUGGGGCGACAAGUAGGGGUCUCCCGUUUAAUCGUUGAGUCUAACUGCCUGGUUUUGAUUAAUUGUUUAAGGAGGGAAUGGGGAGUCUCCGCUGGGAUUCGGCCGAUUGUUCGUGCUAUUCGGCUGGAUGAGCCAAGUUCUCACUAG